AUGGCGAACCACAAUGAGCAGACGCUGUUACAGAUUGCACAGCAGAUUGAACGUGCCGUUGAUGACGAAAUCGACCGUAUCGAUCAGAUGGACGACGAUGACAUACUUGCAAUUCGUCAGAAAAGGCUGAAGCAGCUGAAGGAGAUUCAGGCCCGUCGUGACGAGUGGCUCCGCAAAGGCCAUGGACAGUACCUAGAAGUUGCGGAGCCGAAGGAGUUUUUUGACAACGUCCAGUGUUCGGAGAGGGUUAUUGUUCAUUUCAUGCGUCGCAGUACUCCUCGGUGCGAAAUCAUUGAACGGCAUCUGCGCGCGAUUGCCUGUGAGCACUUCGAAACUCGGUUUUGCUAUGUUGACGUCGAGCGUAUUCCGUCUCUCCCAGAACGCUUCAACGUGAUGAUGCUCCCGACCUUAAUGCUUGUGGAAAAAGGUAACACUUUUCACAGCAUCAUUGGCUUCGACGAGUUUGGUGGAACAGACCAUUUUACUACCGAUACAGUUACUGAGGUUUUGGCACACUACGGUAUGAUCAAUGACAAGGGUAUGUUUGCUGCCGACCAGAAUGACGACUAG
This is a messenger RNA of Leishmania braziliensis MHOM/BR/75/M2904, 570 nucleotides long. RefSeq names its product ATP binding protein-like protein. Gene Ontology annotation, biological process: microtubule cytoskeleton organization. NCBI's taxonomy places the organism in Eukaryota, Euglenozoa, Kinetoplastea, Trypanosomatida, Trypanosomatidae. The transcript has a single exon. Bases 1 to 570 code for a protein of 189 amino acids. Gene Ontology annotation, cellular component: cytoplasm. The record is from RefSeq and is a predicted model, not a curated record.